Lycium ferocissimum is the source of this 2073-nucleotide messenger RNA. RefSeq names its product serine hydroxymethyltransferase 7-like. The record is from RefSeq and is a predicted model, not a curated record. Lineage: Eukaryota; Viridiplantae; Streptophyta; Magnoliopsida; Solanales; Solanaceae. Gene Ontology annotation, biological process: L-serine catabolic process; tetrahydrofolate interconversion; folic acid metabolic process. The coding region runs from base 80 to 1696 and encodes 538 amino acids. The transcript has 5 exons. Gene Ontology annotation, cellular component: cytoplasm. Gene Ontology annotation, molecular function: cobalt ion binding; serine binding; pyridoxal phosphate binding.
UAGUAGUAAUUGCGUAUAACAAAUACUUACAAAUCAAAAUAUUUACCUCUUCUACUUUGUGUUUUGUACCUUACAGUUUAUGGAAGUUCCGGCUUCAAUCAGAUGCAGCUCCUCCUCGUCCUCUUGCAUGCACCUCCACCAGCCUUACUGCAACUCCAAUGGGGAUGUGGAAGAGUUCCGCAUUCUAGGGCAUUCGCUGUGCUUAAAGCGGAAGAGAGAUAUUGACUCUUCUUCUUCUUCGACAAAGAGUUUUGAAGUUAUACAUUCGAAUGAGCUUGAAUCACGAAGAAAUGCUGUAAGGGAAUGGGGUAAUGAGGGACUGAGGGUAGCUGAUCCUGAAACAUUUGAGAUUAUGGAGAAGGAGAAACAAAGGCAAUACAAAGGCAUCGAGUUAAUUGCUUCAGAGAAUUUUGUGUGCAAGGCUGUAAUGGAGGCAUUAGGUAGCCAUUUAACAAACAAGUAUUCUGAAGGAAUGCCAGGGGCAAGGUAUUAUGGUGGGAAUCAGUUUAUAGAUGAAAUCGAGAUGCAUUGUUGUAAGCGUGCAUUGCUUGCUUUUGGACUUGAUCAAGACAAUUGGGGUGUCAACGUGCAGCCUUAUUCAUGCACCUCAGCUAACUUUGCUGUUUAUACUGGUUUGUUACUACCCGGUGAUCGGAUAAUGGGUUUGGAUACACCAUCUGGCGGAAACACUAGUCAUGGAUAUAAUCUUCCUAAUGGAAGGAAAGUUUCAGGGGCUUCAAUAUUUUUUGAGAGUUUGUCUUAUAAGGUUGACCCUCAAACUGGGUGUGUAGAUUUUGAUAAGCUUGAAAAAAGAGCUCUCGAUUUCCGGCCCAAGAUUCUUAUAUGUGGGGGGAGCUCAUAUCCCCGGGAAUGGGAUUAUGCUAAGUUUAGACAAAUUGCUGAUAAAUGUGGAGCAGUGUUAAUGUGUGACAUGGCACAGAUUAGUGGUCUUGUCGCCGCAAAGGAAUGUUUGAGUCCCUUUGACUAUUGUGACAUUGUUACCUCAACGACCCAUAAAAGUCUUCGAGGCCCUAGGGGAGGUAUUAUUUUCUUCAGGAAAGGUUCAAAGCCAAGGAAGAGAGGCAUGCUUUUGAAUCAAGGUGAUGGCAGUGAUAAAUAUGAUUUUGAGGAGAAGAUAAACUUUGCUGUUUUUCCUGCUCUGCAAGGUGGGCCACACAAUAACCAUAUCGCUGCCCUAGCUGUGGCAUUGAAACAAGUGGCUAGUCCUGAAUACAAGGCGUAUAUGCAACGAGUAAAGAGAAAUGCUCAGGCGUUAGCAGCUGCUUUAAUGAGAAGGAACUGUAGGCUGGUCACUGGAGGGACAGACAAUCACAUGAUACUGUGGGAUCUGACGAAUCUUAGGUUAACAGGUAAGAAUUUCGAAAAGGUCUGUGAGUUGUGUCACAUCACUGUCAACAAAGUGAUGAUCUUUGAUGAUAAUGGAAGUAUGACCCCAGGAGGUUUGAGGAUAGGGACCCCUGCUAUGACAACAAGAGGCUGCCAAGAGAAUGAUUUUGAAAUGAUAGCAGAUUUCCUCCUUAAAGCAGCACAGAUUGCUAGUUCAGUACAGAAAGAUCAUGGAAGGCUUGCAAAGGCUUUCUUGAAGGGCCUUGAGAACAACAAUGACAUUAUUGAGCUACGGACACGUGUUGAAAAUUUUGCUUCAUUGUUUGCAAUGCCUGGAUUUGAAGUAUAGUCAAGCUGGAGGAAUUCUGGCGGAGAACCACUUUCUUGUUUUUUGUCGACUGGCAACUCACUCUCAUUUCUUGUCUAAACAAUUUACUUGGACUACUAUAACGUCCAGUUGAGCCUUUUCCACUCCACCAACCUUACUCAAGACAUGCCAUUUCAGGUGACAUGACAAUUUGACAUUGGCCACACUUUUGAGUGUUUAGCUGAGGUUUUGGUACAGGAAAUAGCGUACCGCAGGAAGACAAGAUUCUUCUGUUUUAUUUAUUUUGGCAUAUUGUCCUAGUUCGGCAUAUUGUCCUAGUUCGUGCAUUAUCCUUCUUCGUACCUAUGGUACUACACAGCAAGUAUUAUUAUUGGAUUGAAGAUAUACAUAUUCUGUUA